AUGGCGCUGCCGGGGGAGCGCGGCGCGGAGUCCCAGCCCGGCGCCUCCCGCUCCUCCGCCGCCGCCGACGAGGAGGAGGACGGCGGGGCCGGCGGGCAGCCGGAGGCACUGUCGCUGGAGGAGAUCCUCCGGCUCUACAACCAGCCCAUCAACGAGGAGCAGGCGUGGGCCGUCUGCUACCAGUGCUGCGCCUGGCUGCGGGCCCGCCGCCGGGAGAGCCCCGCGGGCAGGCUGGGGGCGGCCGCCCACCUCCGCGUGUGGCGGGACGGGGCCGUCACCCUGCAGCAGGCCGAGCCCCUCCGCGCGUCGCCCGCCGCAGAUAAAUCGGAGCAUUUACACUGCACAGAAAUGGAGGUAAUUGAAUCCCUAGGGAUUAUUAUAUACAAAGCCUUGGACUAUGGCUUGAAGGACAAUGAAGAGCGGGAAUUAAGUCCUCCAUUGGAGCAGCUGAUAGAUCACAUGACCAACACCACAGAAACCGAUGGGAGUCGAGAUGAGGGGUACGAUGCGCUGGAUGAGGGGGUGGAGGAUGAUGACGAUGAUGACAAAGAGGAAGUUGAGGCUAUUCAUUCCUAUAAGGACGUCAUGAAGCUGUGCGCCGCCCACCUGCCAACCCGAUCAGAGGCACCAAACCACUAUCAAGCAGUGUGCCGAGCUCUGUUUGCUGAAACAAUGGAGCUGUACACUUUCUUGGCCAAAAUUAAAAGUGCAAAAGAGAAUCUGAAGAAGAUUCAAGAAAUGGAUAAAGAGACAAGUGAUGAAUCCAGCACAGAUCUUGAUGAAUUAAAGAAUGCUGACUGGGCUCGUUUUUGGGUACAGGUGAUGCGGGAUUUACGAAACGGUGUCAAACUCAAGAAAGUCCAAGAGCGUCAAUACAACCCACUCCCCAUAGAAUAUCAGCUCACACCAUAUGAAAUGCUGAUGGAUGAUAUUAGAUCCAAACGAUAUACCUUAAGAAAGGUCAUGGUCAACGGGGACAUUCCACCUCGAUUAAAAAAGAGUGCCCAUGAAAUAAUCCUGGAUUUCAUCCGAUCACGACCUCCAUUAAAUCCUGCCUCUGCAAGAAAACUGAAACCAACCCCACCACGGCCACGCAGCCUUCACGAGAGGAUACUGGAGGAAAUCAAGGCUGAGAGAAAGCUGCGUCCAGUCUCACCAGAUGAGAUAAGGCGUAGCAGACUGGAUGUCUCUGCGCCAGAGGCUGGAAGGAAGUCAGAGGAUGGCUCUGUAGCAAAUGGCAGCCUGGCAUCACGGGGGAAGCAGAACGGGGCCACGCAAGUGACAGUGCAGCGGAAGAGACUCCUGAAGGCUCCCACAUUGGCUGAACUUGACAGCUCAGAUUCGGAGGAGGAAUCAGUGCACAAAUCAACAAGUAGCAGCAGCAUCUCCCCCUCACAAGUGGAAGACCCCUCGCAGGAAGGUACCAGCAGAAAGACACCUCCAAAGUUCUUGCCCAUAUCAUCUACACCACAGCCAGAGAGACGGCAGCCACCUCAGAGACGACACUCCAUUGAAAAGGAAACUCCAACCAAUGUCAGACAGUUUCUACCACCUUCAAAACAGAGCUCCAGAUCACUUGAGGAGUUUUGUUACCCAGUGGAGUGUCUGGCUCUGACGGUGGAGGAAGUCAUGCACAUCCGUCAGGUGCUGGUGAAGGCAGAGCUGGAAAAGUACCAGCAGUAUAAAGAUGUGUACACUGCUCUGAAGAAAGGAAAGCUCUGCUUUUGCUGUCGGACAAGAAGGUUUUCUUUCUUUACCUGGUCUUACACCUGUCAGUUCUGUAAAAGGCCUGUAUGCUCACAGUGCUGCAAAAAGAUGCGAUUGCCAUCAAAGCCAUAUUCCACUCUCCCCAUCUUCUCACUGGGACCUUCCACCUUGCAGCGAGGAGAGAGCUUCAUGAGGCCAGAGAAGCCCUCCACCAGCCACCACCGGUCACUGCGGAGCAUGCCCAGGUUGGCCUCAAGGUCCAAAUCUGUGGAUAAGUCACACGAAGAGCUGCAGUUUCCCAAAGAAUUAAUGGAGGACUGGAGCACGAUGGAGGUGUGUGUGGACUGCAAGAAGUUCAUUUCAGAAAUCAUCAAUUCGAGCCGGCGCAGCCUGUCCCUGGCCAACAAGCGAGCCAGGUUAAAAAGGAAGACACAGUCCUUCUAUAUGUCAUCUCCAGGAACCUCUGACUACCGCCCCUCUGAGAGAACUAUCAAUGAGAUCUGAGCCUUGUGCCUUUUUCUUUGCUUUUGUCUUCAUGAGGUCAUCGUCUGUAGGAGAGGUCACCAAAACAGGGUUAUUCUUCCGUUGCUUCAUUUCACUCGACUGGCUUGGAUCUGCAUUCAGUCACAGAGUUUCUUACCGCCAUGUUUUCCAGAGAUGCAGAAGCUGUGUUUUUAUCAGGACAGAAUGACAUGCAGCAGGUCAGCUGCUCGCACUGGGAGAAAAUCAACAAUUUGCAAUCGUUGCCUCUUUUGUAUGCGUGCAUUGAAACUAGAAAGCUUUUUCUUGCUUUCAGUCUUUUUUUUUUAACCAUUCUUUGAAUCAUUUUCUGGAGUUGAGCUAAAAUGUGUGCUUAACGGAGAACCCGAUCUAACAAAGUCAGUGCCAGUGCAGUAGCAAGCAGUAAGUCAUAUUGGCAUUACCAAGCUAGCAAUGUUCACAUCCUGCUUUCAGAGCUCACCAGGCACUGGUGUGAGUGGCUGUGCUCCGAGCAGUCCUUCUUUGAACCAUUUCUGUUGCUCCGAGGUCAGAGUCCAACAUGGGACUGCGGUGUCUGGGCCCUGGGGCAGAAGGUGUGACAGAGCUGCUCAUCGUGGGGCUGCUGCUCUUUGAGGCCUCAGUGCUGCCCUGGGUGUCUCUGGGCAGGCUCCAGGGGUGUACUGCCUACUUGAAUGUAUGGUACUGGUGGUAGUGAAUUCUGGUGGUAGGCAGAGCUGUACAGCAGAUGGGAAGGAUGGGAAGCAAGAGAGGCUCCUGGUGCUACUGGAGCACCUGUAGCAUUGUUCCUUGGGUCGCUCAGGGGACAGGAGGGUACAUGUGUGCAUCUUAGCAGGCACAAAUUCCACUAUGGCUCUGCUGGCAGUGUGCCCACUGAGAGCCCCAUUUUUGCUGGGGACGUAAGUUGGUUGCAGGGACCCAUGUUUUGCUGAGAUUUUGGGCGACGCUGUCCCAGAUUGGGAGCAAUCUCUCAUUUCCCCUCCUUGAUUCAUUCUUUUUCCUUCUUUGCUUUGCCCAUGGUAGAACACCAGGCCACUGGGUGAGAUGUUCCAACAAGGCUACACUGUUAGCUGACACCAUCGCAUGCUUUUUUGCACUUUUUCUUUUUUUUUUUUUUUUUAAGUUGAAAUACUUUUUUUUAAUGCAGGCUUGACCAGAGUUUAAUCUGUAAUUUGCGUCUGGAUCAUUCUGGUGUUUAAAACUAACAUAGUCAAGUUGUUAAUACUUGAAAAUCAACUACUGUAACUUUUUCAUACAUUUUUUAAUACCCUGAGGCAUAUUUAAUAUCUCUAUAGCAGUGUAUUAUAGGAGGACAUAGCAGAAAAGUUUCAGAUCUAUUUAUUAACAUUUCUACACUAAGGAUUAAUCAUGAGUGAUACCUCAGAGCUGCACGGAGCAGCGGGGCUGGAUCUGCCCUGUGGAUUCCAGCAAUGUGUCCGUCCCACACGGACCUCAUGCUGGCAGAGCCUGGGGAGGGCCUGCACCACCAUCUGUACCAUAUGUACGUUGAUUUGAAAAGCACACAAAAAGGCUCCCUACGCCUCUGCACAGACUCACCCACCCGUAUUUUUCUUUCAUUGUCACCCUGGGAAAUGAGAGUUUUGCAGAUGGAGAGCAGUGGCAUGAGGUGAGCCAUGGGCAGGCAGGCAGGAGGCCAGGGCUGCCUAAAGCCACUGCUGCUAGGAGGGCCCCUCAUCUCAGUCACAUCUGCACUUUUUCUCAUUCCUGUGCCAAAAGCAGGCCCCGUAUUCGCUGCAUUGUGCAUCAGGAAAACUAGGCUGAGAGUGAACGCAUGAACUCUCGCUCUGAAUUUCCCCUGCUGCUAUUCUGAUCAUUUUCUCCUGGAAAUGCCCUGGCCACACGCUCUGCUUGCUCCAACUCCACUCCCCCUUGGCACCGCAGGCUGCUCAGGGCUGGGUGCCCCGCAUGCCCUUUUCCCCUCUUACAGGGCGUGGGGCAGCAGAGCUGGCAGCCGCCAGGCCUCAGCCCCCCCCCCAGCACCGGCCCUGGGCACCGCACAGCUUCUGUGGGCCCAGCACCAUGUUGGUAUUGGGGUGAAGCUUGUAAAUAUGUGUAAUAUAUUUAUUGAUAUUUAGGAAGUCUCCAUCAGUCAUGCAACGGGAAUUAACUUUCCACAAAGUUUAAAAACAAAAACUAUUUAUACACGUGUUGGCUGUUACCUUCGUUAGAGUUAAUGCUUUCAGCCCCUCCGACAGUCUGCGCUCUGUAGGCAUUUUAGAGUGAAUUACUGCUGAGUGUGGGGCAGCACGGUCAGCUCCUCCCAGCAGCUUUUAAAAUCUUAUUUUUGUAGCUUUGUUACGAUGCCCGAGGUCUGAACGUACCAUGGGGGCCCACGGAGCUGAAUGGCACACAGCUGUGCAGCACUGGGGCUGGUGCUGCCGCUGCUGCGAUGGCGAGCGGGGCUUGGCUGCGGUGCUCCCAUGCACUACGCCUGACCUUGCAAAUGCUCUUGUGACCAUGUCAUUUCUGGGGACGGUUGGUGGGCUUAUUUCUCUUUUCCCUGUUAUUUCCUUUAUAGUGGGAGGGGUGGUACUGGGUGAAAAUAAAAUGCCUUUCCAUUACA
Messenger RNA from Centrocercus urophasianus (Greater sage-grouse), 4789 nucleotides. It is a transcript of the gene SPIRE1, whose product is annotated as spire type actin nucleation factor 1. Gene Ontology annotation, biological process: cleavage furrow formation; intracellular transport; actin filament network formation. Gene Ontology annotation, cellular component: cell cortex; cytoplasmic vesicle membrane. Gene Ontology annotation, molecular function: actin binding. The transcript has 16 exons. The coding region runs from base 1 to 2211 and encodes 736 amino acids. The record is from RefSeq and is a predicted model, not a curated record. NCBI's taxonomy places the organism in Eukaryota, Metazoa, Chordata, Aves, Galliformes, Phasianidae.